CAGCAUUAAGUCAUCUUAAGAACACGGCGGGAUUCUGAACCCAUAUAUGUAGCUGUAUUGUUAAUGUUUCCGACAGGACUAGAAUGCAGCACUCGGCACCGCAUUUAGUUUUGCAUAUGUUUGUUCUACUUUUGUCGGGGCGGAAAGCUGGAAAGUUCGGACAGUUUCUAUGCCGUCGUUCAACAAGGUAGGCAAGUUGCUUUUAACGGCCAGGCAGAAUAUGCCUUCUGGGAAAACUGUAACAUAUGGUUCAGGCAGCUUCUGGAUGCAGUUUCUUAGGCAUCUGGUAGUACUUUUCUCUCUGUGUAGUUUAAUAUCUGGAUACUCUACAAGAGACAGAGUACAUGAAUUGAUGUCCAGAUAUCCUCUUAUUGAUGGUCAUAACGACCUAGCACUCCAGCUGAGGAUACUUCACAACAAUCGGCUGAGCCAAAUUGACCUUCACAAUGUCAGCAAAGUGGCCACUGACAUCACACGUCUCAAAGCAGGCUAUGUUCAGGCACAGAUGUUUGCUGUCUAUGUGAUGUGUGGGGCCCAGGAUAAGGAUGCUGUGAGACUGACUCUGGAACAAAUAGAUGUGGUCAGACGCAUGUGCACUGAGUACCAGGAAUUUGAGCUAGUCACAUCUGCCCAGGAACUGCAGAAUUCAGAGAUGAGGCAUAAGAUAGCCUGCCUAAUAAGUAUUGAGGGGGGUCACUCUAUUGACAGCAGCCUGCCAGCAUUGCGAAUGUUUUACCAGCUUGGGGUCCGCUCCAUGGCCCUAACACAUACCUGCAAUACACCCUGGGCUGAAUCAUCAUCAAAACUUUAUAAUGUCUAUCAAAGACAGAACAACAGCCUAACACACUUUGGAAAGGCUGUGGUGGAGGAGAUGAACAGACUGGGAAUGAUAGUUGACCUCUCCCACACGUCUUGGGACACAUCCCGGGCCGUGUUGAAACAUUCCAAGGCUCCUGUUAUUUUUAGCCAUUCAUCUUCCUACUCUAUCUGUAACCACAGCCGCAAUGUACCUGACUGGCUGCUGCAAGAGCUGAAACAGAACCGAGGAUUAAUCAUGGUGAAUCUCCACAGCAAAUUCAUUUCCUGCAGGGAUGAAGCCAAUGUCUCUCGUGUGGCCGACCAUUUUGAUCACAUUAAGAAGGUGAUUGGAGCUGAGUCUAUUGGAAUUGGAGGGGACUUUGAAGGUGCUGUGAGGUUUCCCAAAGGGUUAGAGGAUGUGUCCAAGUAUCCCACCCUAAUCCAGGAACUCCUACAGAGAAACUGGACUGAGAUUGAGUUGGCUGGUGUCCUACGAGGGAACUUCCUGCAAGUGCUCAAGGAAGUGGAGAGGGUCCGUGAACAGUUGAGUUUGGACCAGCCCAGUGAGGUCCAUAUCCCCCUAGAGGAGGUGCAGAACCCCUGCAGGCUGGUCCUUAGGCCUCCUGACCCAAGAUUGCUGUCCUCGACGCAGAGUCCCUCCUCCGUAGCCCAACAUGGACCAGAAGGUCUGCUAAUUCUGGCCAUAGUUCUGAUGCUUUCCAGUCUACUUUAUGGCUGAAUUAAUAUUAGCUACCUUUUUUAAAGUGCAUUAUUUUUAACAUAAAUAAGGA
Micropterus salmoides (largemouth bass) is the source of this 1589-nucleotide messenger RNA. It is a transcript of the gene dpep2, whose product is annotated as dipeptidase 2. The transcript has 11 exons. Gene Ontology annotation, biological process: proteolysis. Gene Ontology annotation, molecular function: metallodipeptidase activity. Lineage: Eukaryota; Metazoa; Chordata; Actinopteri; Centrarchiformes; Centrarchidae. The record is from RefSeq and is a predicted model, not a curated record. Bases 170 to 1537 code for a protein of 455 amino acids.